This is a messenger RNA of Racocetra persica, 170 nucleotides long. The record is from the annotation of a GenBank genome assembly. Lineage: Eukaryota; Fungi; Glomeromycota; Glomeromycetes; Diversisporales; Gigasporaceae.
UGUAUUCAACCACUUUUGAAACACACCUACAGCAUCUCCAAGCUGUAUUUGCUAAACUAAAAGAAGCCAACUUAAGGCUAAAUUUGGAAAAAUGCUUUUUUUUCCUACCUAACGUCAAGUUUUUAGAACACGUUGUGAGGAGGGAUGGAUUGAAUCCUGAUGAAGAAAAG